AUGCAAUUGGUAUUGCGCAAUCAGUCUGACGACAACUUGUUUAUACGUCUGCUACAUCCAAACGACACGGUUACAAAAUUUUCAGUAUCGUUAGUUUGUGAUACUGAUACCGAUUGCUUAAGGCAUGCUUAUCCGCUUAACGACGGGUAUACGUUCGCAAUUCAGAAAAGUGCCAACAAAAGCGCAUACGGGACGUUGAUUGAUUGGAGUGGGCAGGUGUUGCAACGUAAUGUGACCCUUACUGAUGUUCCCGUCGACGGUCAAUCGUUGCCACUAGUAAAAGUUAACGUCAACCCGGAUAGGGAUUUUCUUGUAGCAACUAGAAACGGAAAUACCGUUUUAUGGAAAAUUUUCAAUGCGCCCAAUAACACGGGUCAAAUAACCCAAUUGUACGGAGGCAGCAUCAUGGGAACUAAUAACUACAUUCUGGUCGAUCACGAAAUCUUUCCUACCACAGAAGGCGGUUAUGGUGUAGCUCUUUUAAAACGUAUACCAACAUUCACUCAGGAUCCACGCAACACGAAAAUUCCUUCCGAGGAUGGUGUUCAUCAAUUUGCGAAUGAUUAUAUUGCUUGGGAUUAUGUGAGAGUAGCAUUCCUAUCUAGCGGUUCUGUAACCGAAAUCAACGUGAUAGCAGCUAGUGCAAACACUGACAAUCGAAAAGAAGUAUAUGGAAUACGGCAACUGCCGUAUGGCGGAUUUCUGUUUCUAGAAAUUAUUGUGAAUCGUAACGAUAUUCCCACGCCUGUUCCUGAAAUUGCUGAGCUCGUCCCUGUUGAUCCAUCACGUAUAACCACCAACAGACGCAAUCAACCUGAUCCUAAUGCACCGGAUUAUCAGAUAUUAUUUCCCGUCACCCUCAAGUCAACUAGUGAUCAAUCACAGAGAACAGUACAGCAGAUUAUUGAUGAUCUUGAUGAUUUAAUUAAAAACAAGGACUAUAACGCGUUUUCACAAGAGUACCCUACUAGUUACCUAGAUGAAACAUACGGGUUUUCACCUGCUGCCAAUCUGUGGGAUGCUUAUAAAUUUAAACUAAUUGGAGUGUUGGUUGGUCUCUUGGUGUUGUUAAUAAUAUAUUUUUUCGCGAGAAGGAAAUAUCCAGAGGGUCAAAGUUUUAUUGUCGUAAAGCUUGCGCUAAUACUGGUAGAUUUGAGUCUCGACAUAGCAUUUGUACUUUCAAGCACGAAAAACGUUCCGGAAUUACGUACACCAAGGUAUUACCCAUUUUUAGCUCACGAUUAUUUGCGAAUAUGA
Messenger RNA from Paraglomus brasilianum, 1257 nucleotides. NCBI's taxonomy places the organism in Eukaryota, Fungi, Glomeromycota, Glomeromycetes, Paraglomerales, Paraglomeraceae. The record is from the annotation of a GenBank genome assembly.